Molecule: messenger RNA, 261 nt
Organism: Staurois parvus
Lineage: Eukaryota; Metazoa; Chordata; Amphibia; Anura; Ranidae
Source: the annotation of a GenBank genome assembly
GGCACAGGUGGGGGCACUGCUGGGCAUGGGUGGGCGGGGCUAGUGGGCGCACUGCUGGGAGGAACUUGCGGGGGUCACUGCUGGGCACCGAUCAUCAGGGCACUGAUCAUCAGUGCCCUGAUGAUCGGUGCCGAUCCCCGCUCUGACAACUGCCGGUUCUCGGCAGUACUUUCCUCACGAUCUGACAGCUGCCGGUUCUCAGCUGCACUUUCCUCACGCUGUCAGAUCGUGAGGAAAGUACUGCCGAGAACCGGCAGUUGU